AUGUCUGCCGCACAGGAAUGGGACUCGUGGAAAACACCACCGCCCAAGGAUGUGAAGCCGGCACCCAAGGCUGGCGAGAAGGCGCCCGUCAACGAGAAUCUCACCCUUCCGUCUGAUAAACCCACACUGAUUGUAUUUCUGCGGCACUGUGGCUGUCCCUUUGCAGAGAAGACUUUCAAGCAGCUCACAAACAUCUCGGCCAUCUACAAGGGCGACCUCAACUGCGUGGCGGUCUCGCACUCGUCGCAAGAGGCCACCGAGCGCUGGGUGAUCCAGGUGGGCGGCAACUGGGACGUCACCAUGGUGGUCGACCACGAGCGGGAGCUGUACGCGCAGUGGGGGCUGGGCAUCUCCAACACCUGGCACGUCCUCAGCCCGGCCUCGCUCUACAAGGUCUUCCAGCUGGGCAAGUCGGAGCACAUCUGGAACCGCCCGACCGAGAGCGGCAGCCGGUGGCAGGUCUCGGGCGCCUUCACCGUCGACAGGGACAGCUCCGUGCGCUGGGCCCAGGUCGCCGCCUCGGCUGACGAUAUGCCCAAGUUCGAAGAGGCCAUCCUGUCGGUUGGGCUUGACCCCAAGAGGCUUCGGGUGGGAGACGGCGAGCUCAAGAAACUACGAGCGGGCGCGGAUGGCAUUAGAAGGGAGGGUCUUUCUGGGUAA
Molecule: messenger RNA, 660 nt
Organism: Neoarthrinium moseri
Lineage: Eukaryota; Fungi; Ascomycota; Sordariomycetes; Amphisphaeriales; Apiosporaceae
Exons: 2
Coding region: 1-660 (219 amino acids)
Source: RefSeq, a predicted model, not a curated record